Molecule: messenger RNA, 555 nt
Organism: Symbiodinium natans
Lineage: Eukaryota; Dinophyceae; Suessiales; Symbiodiniaceae
Source: the annotation of a GenBank genome assembly
AUGGCUGCUGCAGCGGCACGGGACGCUGCCGGGGAAGAAGAGAUGGAUGAGGAGUUGGAAGACCUACCGGAAACCGAGAAGGAGGUGGACCCCCUUCGCCAUGCGAAGAUCCGGCGUGAGGUGAAUGGCACGACCUUCUCAGGUUAUGUGGAAGACAUUGAGCAAGGCAAGGUCACCCAUGAAAGACUCUACCGGAUAAAGUAUGAGGACGGUGAUCUUGAGCACUUGACACCGGAGCAGGUAAAGAAACUGAGGAUCGAAGACGAUGAAGAGAUGGAGGAGGGAGAUCAAGAUGAAGAUGAGGAAGCCGAAGAGGAGGAACUACCCAAGGCAAUGAAGACAUCUCCGAAAGCCAAGGCGAAGGCCAAAGCGAAGGCGAAGGCGAAAGCGAAGGCCUCCCCGAAGGCCAAGGCAAAGGCCAAAGCUAAGGCAGUGCCGAAGGCAAAAGCCAAGGCAAAGGCGAAGGCGAAAGCCAAGAGCAAGCCUACGCCCAAGGCAAAGGCAAAAGCCAAGGCCAAAGCAAAGGCCGUUAUCAAGAAGCCUUCGAAGCGAUGA